GCGACACUGGGGACGAGUCGAUCGAUUCCAAGAGAUGCGACAGUUGGGGGCAGAUGUAGGGAUGGGACGGGGGUCAGGUACAGGGGAGGCUGCUGAGAGGAUAGAGGCUUUAGGGCUGCUUUGGGACCUGAGCCUGGGGAAGUACCAAGAGGCGGCUAAGAUAUAGGGGGCGGGGCUGUGCGGGCGGAUUCCUCGAGGGGUGGGGCAGCAGCAUCCUAGAGGCUGAGAGGAAGGUUCUGCCUUGGAGAAUUGCGGCCUUUGGGAAGAAGCAAGGAGUGUGAAACUAUGGGAUAGAAAGGAGGGAAGUUUCAGUCAAAGCUAAUGGAAAAAUGAAGACAAGACAGGAGAUAAGGAUGAGGAGAAAGCACAUGGUGAUGAGUUUCCGGGUGUCUGAGCUUCAGGUGCUUCUUGGCUUUGCUGGCCGGAACAAGAGUGGACGGAAACACGAGCUUCUGGCCAAAGCCUUGCACCUCCUCAAGUCCAGCUGUGCUCCCAGUGUCCAGAUGAAGAUCAAAGAGCUUUACCGCCGACGCUUUCCCCGGAAGACCCUGGGGCCCUCUAAUCUCUCCCUGCUCUCUCUGCCACCUGGCACCUCUCCUGUAGGCUCCCCUGGUCCUCUAGCUCCUAUUCCCCCGGCCCUCUUGGCUCCUGGUACCCUGCUGGGCCCCAAGCGUGAGGUGGACAUGCAUCCCCCUCUGCCGCAGCCUGUGCACCCAGAUGUUACCAUGAAACCAUUGCCUUUCUAUGAAGUCUACGGGGAGCUCAUCCGGCCCACCACCCUUGCAUCCACUUCUAGCCAGCGAUUUGAAGAAGCGCAUUUUACCUUUGCCCUCACACCCCAGCAAGUGCAGCAGAUCCUUACAUCCAGAGAGGUUUUGCCAGGAGCAAAAUGUGAUUAUACCAUACAGGUGCAGCUAAGGUUCUGUCUCUGUGAGACCAGCUGCCCCCAGGAGGAUUAUUUUCCCCCCAACCUCUUUGUCAAAGUCAAUGGGAAACUGUGUCCCCUGCCGGGUUACCUUCCCCCAACCAAGAAUGGGGCUGAGCCCAAGAGGCCCAGCCGCCCCAUCAACAUCACACCCUUGGCUCGACUGUCAGCCACUGUUCCCAACACCAUCGUGGUCAAUUGGUCAUCUGAAUUUGGACGGAAUUACUCCUUGUCUGUGUACCUGGUGAGGCAGUUGACUGCAGGGACUCUUCUACAAAAGCUCAGAGCAAAGGGUAUCCGGAACCCAGACCACUCCAGGGCACUGAUCAAGGAAAAAUUGACUGCUGACCCUGACAGUGAAGUGGCCACUACAAGUCUCCGGGUGUCACUCAUGUGCCCGCUAGGGAAGAUGCGCCUGACAGUCCCUUGUCGUGCCCUCACCUGCGCCCACCUUCAGAGCUUCGAUGCUGCCCUUUAUCUACAGAUGAAUGAGAAGAAGCCAACGUGGACAUGUCCUGUGUGUGACAAGAAAGCUCCCUAUGAAUCUCUCAUCAUUGAUGGUUUAUUCAUGGAGAUUCUUAAUUCCUGUUCGGACUGUGAUGAGAUUCAGUUCAUGGAAGAUGGAUCCUGGUGCCCAAUGAAACCCAAAAAGGAGGCAUCUGAGGUUUGCCCCCCACCAGGGUAUGGGCUGGAUGGCCUCCAGUACAGCCCAGUGCAAGAGGGAAAUCCAUCAGAGAAUAAGAAGAAGGUUGAAGUCAUUGACUUGACAGUAGAAAGCUCAUCAGAUGAGGAGGAUCUGCCUCCGACCAAGAAGCACUGUUCUGUCACAUCCGCUGCAAUCCCAGCCCUACCUGGAAGCAAAGGAGGCUUGACGUCUGGUCACCAGUCAUCCUCGGUGCUGCGGAGCCCUACUAUGGGCACAUUGGGUGGGGAAUUCCUGCCAGGUCUCCCACUCCAUGAGUAUCCACCUGCCUUCCCACUGGGAGCGGACAUCCAAGGUUUAGAUUUAUUUUCUUUCCUUCAGACUGAGAGUCAGCACUAUGGUUCCUCCGUCAUCACCUCGUUAGAUGAACAGGAUGCCCUUGGCCACUUCUUCCAGUACCGGGGGACCCCUUCCCACUUUCUGGGCCCACUGGCCCCCACUUUGGGGAGCUCUCACCGCAGUUCCACUCCAGCACCUCCUCCUGGCCGUGUCAGCAGCAUUGUAGCCCCUGGAGGGGCCUUGAGAGAGGGGCAUGGAGGACCCCUGUCCUCAGGUCCCUCUUUGACUGGCUGUCGGUCAGACAUCAUUUCCUUGGACUGAAUUCCUUGGAUUAUGGAAACUUCACUGCCCCCCAACACUGAGCAAGUAUGCUGUGGAGUCCGGACCCCUGGCUACUCUGACUCCUCACAGGGGUUUUGGCCAAAGGCCGAAUAGACCUUCAUGGAUGCUUACUUCUGGCCUCUUCUCUGCCUAACAAGGCUAGCACCCAAAGGGUUAAUAUUUUAACCUCUUUUUAAGGACAUUAGGGUCUAUUUUUGGAAAUGUUCUUUAGAUGGUGGCACAUUCCUUUGGGUAUGUUAACUUGGGCAGUGGGAGGCAAAUGGGAUGGGAUGUGAAGUGGAGGAAGGGCCGAAUCCUCAGCCUUGACUAUGUCUAGAGCCUUUUGGAGAAGGGGUCCCUGUUUUGUCCCUCAGAUGCCCUCUUUCCCCAAACCCCAAACCAUGGCUCUGUUUCUUCUCUUAUGUCCAUUGUGUCCUCAUGGUCAUUCCAUUCCCUUUGACCACACAGACAGAUGGAGAAAUUGAGAUAGGCAGUUUCAGAGAUGACAGAGAACUUUAUUUUGGGUUGUGGAUUUUUUGUACAUAAACAAGAAAAAUCAAAAUACUCCAAAGAUGACUUCCCUGCCUCUGACUUCCAGUAUGACUGAGGAAGAGAUAAGACCUUAGCCAUGUGACCCCCAAGGGUUUGGGGCAGGACCAGCCUAUUGCCUGGGUCUCUAUUUAUAUAUUUAAGUUCACAAUGUUUCUUAUGCCAACGGGCGUGGGACCUAAGCUUCUAGAGGCCCGUGGCCUUGUGGUUAGGCCUGGCUUAUUCUGCACCUUUCUGGGGAGGUGGUGGACUCCUGUGCCCUCCUUUCCAAUCUCCUUUUCAGGCUUCUCUAGGGCCCAGGAUCUAUGCUGUAAUUUUACUUUUUCCCAAAGUUGUAGCAAAGUUCUCACCCAUAAUAAAGAUUGUGAAUGUUCAAAAAAAAAAAAAAAGAA
Messenger RNA from Nycticebus coucang (slow loris), 3169 nucleotides. Its product is annotated as E3 SUMO-protein ligase PIAS3-like. Lineage: Eukaryota; Metazoa; Chordata; Mammalia; Primates; Lorisidae. The transcript has a single exon. The coding region runs from base 330 to 2228 and encodes 632 amino acids. The record is from RefSeq and is a predicted model, not a curated record. Gene Ontology annotation, biological process: regulation of transcription by RNA polymerase II; protein sumoylation. Gene Ontology annotation, molecular function: zinc ion binding; transcription coregulator activity; SUMO ligase activity.